AUGAAACCUUCCACCACCGGCGUUUCGUUUAGCACCACCGUCAUCAUCAAAACCGCCGCAUUCUUCAUCGUCUCCUUCGCUUUCUUCUACCUCGGUAAACAUUGGUCUAACCACUAUCAACAACUCAUCUUCUUCACUGCAACUUCAAGCUCAACCUCCCACCACGUCUCCACAUCCCCCGAUCUCAACAAAACUUUCAACAUCACCUCCAUACUCAACAAACAAACCCUAAAAACUUCAGAACCUCUCAAAAUAAAGAAGUUUGGAGUCCUCAAUGACGACGGCACGAUGUCCGACGGGUUCGAGAUCGGGGAAUUCGAUCCGGAUAACACGGAUGAGUCGGUGGACGAGAAACAACCUGAUGCUUCUAGUUCAGAAUUGAGAGUCAAGGUGGAGAAAUUUGUGUGGUGUUUGGUUAAUAUGAGCGAGUACAUACCGUGUUUGGAUAAUGUAGAUGCCAUUGGGAAGCUGGAAUCGGUGGAAAGAGGGGAGAGAUUUGAGAGGCAUUGUCCUGUUGAGGAGAAACGGUUUAACUGCUUGGUUCAGACUCCUAUAGGUUAUCGUUUACCGAUUCCAUGGCCAAAAAGCCGAGAAGAGGUGUGGUACAGCAAUGUUCCCCACACUCGUCUGGUGGAAGAUAAAGGGGGUACAAAUUGGAUUAUCCGAGACAAGGAUAAGUUCAAGUUUCCAGGGGGUGGCACCCAAUUUAUACAUGGGGCAGAUCAAUACUUGGACCAUAUUUCUAAGAUGGUUCCUGAUAUCACAUUUGGUCAGAGUAUAAGAGUUUCACUUGAUGUUGGCUGUGGUGUAGCUAGUUUUGGUGCAUACUUGUUGUCAAGAAAUGUCAUAACCAUGUCUGUUGCUCCAAAAGAUGUUCAUGAGAAUCAGAUCCAAUUUGCUCUUGAGCGUGGUGUCCCUGCAAUGGUGGCAGCAUUUGCAACUAGACGUUUAUUAUAUCCUAGUCAAGCUUUUGAUUUGAUACAUUGUUCCCGCUGCAGAAUUAAUUGGACUCGAGAUGAUGGUAUUUUGCUACUUGAAGUUAAUAGGAUGCUAAGGGCAGGAGGGUACUUCGUGUGGGCUGCCCAACCAGUUUAUAAACAUGAGCAAAAUUUAGAAGAACAAUGGGAAGAGAUGCUUAAUCUUACUAUUCGUCUUUGCUGGAAGCUUUUAAAAAAAGAUGGGUAUGUUGCAAUAUGGCGGAAGCCCUCUGACAAUAGCUGCUAUCUAAACCGUGCGGCAGAAACUAAACCACCACUCUGUGACCCAAGUGAUGACCCCGACAAUGUCUGGUAUGUUAACUUAAAGGCAUGCAUCUCUGCAUUGCCUGAGAAUGGAUAUGGAGCAAAUCUUACCAAAUGGCCUGCACGUUUGCAAACUCCACCUGAUAGGCUUCAAAGCAUACUUGAUGCUUUCAAAUCUAGAAAAGAGCUUUUUAAAGCCGAAUCAAAAUAUUGGAAUGCGAUAAUAGCAAAUUAUGUAAAUGCUUUACAUUGGAAGACAGUGAGAUUAAGAAAUGUUAUGGACAUGAGAGCUAGUUUCGGAGGAUUUGCAGCUGCAUUGAUUGAUCAUAAUCUUGACAGCUGGGUUAUGAAUGUUGUUCCAGUUAGUGGCCCAAAUACCUUGCCAGUGAUAUAUGACCGUGGCCUGAUUGGUGUUAUGCAUGACUGGUGUGAACCAUUUGACACUUAUCCAAGAACCUAUGAUUUUCUGCAUGCUGCAUACCUUCUUUCGGUUGAGAAGAAAAGAUGCAACGUCUCGUCAAUCUUGCUUGAGAUGGAUAGGAUACUAAGACCUGGUGGACAUGUAUACAUCCGUGAUGCUCUUUCUAUCAUGAAUGAGCUUGUGGAGAUUGCCAAGGCUAUAGGCUGGCAAGCCACAGUGCGAGACACCAACGAGGGUCCUCAUGCAAGUUAUAGAGUCUUGGUUUGCUAUAAGCAUACAACCAGGUUAUAA
Messenger RNA from Vicia faba (fava bean), 1953 nucleotides. The record is from the annotation of a GenBank genome assembly. NCBI's taxonomy places the organism in Eukaryota, Viridiplantae, Streptophyta, Magnoliopsida, Fabales, Fabaceae.